AUGGCGCGUCCGAGUACGGUCGCCGCCCGAUGCGCUGCGCUAGGCACGUCCAUCGCCCAGAUUGUCCCGGACAUCAGCAGCUUUGCGCGCAAAGUCCGCCGUGCCCGCCAUGACCUCAAUGCCAUCAACACCAACCUGCUCAUCAUCAAGACGGGCCUCGGCGUGGCGCAGGACGACUUUUCCAAGCGGGCCGCCGACCUGCCUCCCUCGCUCGUCGAGGCCAUGUCCCGCAUCAUCGACUCGUGCGACGACACCAGCGGCCGUCUGCAAAAGACGUUUCUCAAGCUGUCGUGCAGUGCACAGCCAGCCCAGGACUGGCGCGACCUCAACGAUGGCCAUCUGGUGAACCUGCGCCAUGACCUCGACGCCUCGCGAGCGGUCCUGGAGCUGGCCCUCGAUUACAUCAGCCUAUUCGGCCACCCACACACCCUGGACUCGGCUCUCCAGAAUUAUGUCAACGGUCUGUUUACACACAACGACGAUCUUUCAAAGCGGACAGAUACGGAAGAGAUCUUCGUCAAUCAAACAGCACGAGAGACGCUGUCUCCCCUACUCCAGGCAGUUCGCUUACUCCGGUCGUGCAUCACCGCUAGUUCGAGAGAAGGCACGCCCGUAACACCGCCACAGCCAAAGCGAUCCGUCAUCCCCCGCCCAGAUUCACUAGAGCCGGCCCUUGGCGAGACGCCCCGGAGUGGCAGGAAGAGUCCUAAUGGCAGAAUAAGCCCGAAUGGCCAGAAUUGGGCGCUUACGAUUGCAGAUGACAGUAGCAUUGGCACUUGGCUCGCCAAUGUUCCUUCAUUUGAAGAGGCCCAGCCGCUGUCGUGUUCCCACGUGAACUCGACGUCAGUGUUGCGAAUUGUAGUCCCUGAUUCGAGAGACGCGACCCCAUCACGCGGUACCUUCUUCACCGACGACGGUGCAUCCUCGGCCCAGACCCUGGUCCCCCCAGAGCCAUCGCGAUUGAGGAAGUCGUAUAGCUGGUGUACUGACUUGUCAGGCAAAGCGAGUACCAGGUUGAAUCUCGCAUCAUCCUAUGCCUCUAAACAUGCAUCCAAAUACGCUUCCAUCGUAUCCGGCUCCGACGUGUCCAUCUUCCAUAAGAAGAUUACGUCUGAUCGUAUCGCCGUGUCGAAAGCAAAGCGAAAAGAGCUCGAGCCUCGGCAGAGAGAGGCAGUCGACCGCAUUCUGGCCAACAUACCUGCAGAGGCCACGCCUGCCGAGGUAGAAAGAGUCAUGUGGGAGGGUGCGUCACCCAUGACGGCGCACCCUGAAUUUGGGUUUUUCUUCAUGCGGGUGGCGUACGAGAUGACGCCAGAAAUACUGCCCCUCCUAAUGGACUUUGGGGCGGAUAUUACGCGUACAAAUGUCGCGCCAACAUCAUACUAUUCGGUCGUACACGCCGCCACGCUAGGCCGCCAGCUCGAAACAGUACGCUACCUUGCUUCACUCGGCCACUCACUGGAUAUCCCGGAUUUUCACGGCGAAACACCCCUUCAUCUUGCCAUUAGGACGCCGGGAGCGUCGGCAAUAGCAAGAUACUUGGUAGAAGCAGGAGCAGACGUCAACUCGGAAUCAGCGGCUGGACAAACACCGCUACAGACAGCGCUCAAAACACCCGGACUCGAAAGCCGAGAGCGCAGCGUCUUGAUUGCGCUCCUGAUAGCGCACGGCGCAGAGGGCGAGGCCGAGGUCAAGAGAGUCAUGGAGAAUAGAAGGGGUAAUGAAAAGGGGAAGAGUGUACUUGGACUUACUUGACGGCCCAGGUGAGCCAUGACCGAGCCUCGCGCUUCCAAUUUUUUUUUCUUUGUGUAAUUGGCAGUAUUUUGACUGAAUCGCCUCGACUCCAUGGCAGCAUAGCCCUGUCCUUGUUGAAUGGCUUGCAUUUCUUUGUACAUUCUAGGGCUAGUGAGUGGCAGGCAUGGCUGUAUAUCCCUUACCACGCCGGCUUCUCGACAUUUAUAGAAACAUCAUCAGUGCUUCGUCUAUUAUCU
Molecule: messenger RNA, 1991 nt
Organism: Exserohilum turcica Et28A
Lineage: Eukaryota; Fungi; Ascomycota; Dothideomycetes; Pleosporales; Pleosporaceae
Exons: 3
Coding region: 1-1755 (584 amino acids)
Cellular component (GO): cytoplasm; nucleus
Molecular function (GO): protein binding
Source: RefSeq, a predicted model, not a curated record